This is a messenger RNA of Penicillium oxalicum, 1182 nucleotides long. RefSeq names its product class I SAM-dependent methyltransferase. The coding region runs from base 1 to 1182 and encodes 393 amino acids. NCBI's taxonomy places the organism in Eukaryota, Fungi, Ascomycota, Eurotiomycetes, Eurotiales, Aspergillaceae. The transcript has a single exon. The record is from RefSeq and is a predicted model, not a curated record. Gene Ontology annotation, molecular function: methyltransferase activity.
AUGUCGGCAGGGACCUCUUCACUUGCGGCCGCCGCGGCGUCCGGCUCGGAUAUUCACUCCAAUCUCAGCUCCAAUUUUGCCGCCAACUCCUCUUCGUCUCUUGGAUCUCUCACAGAUUACGGCAACUACCCGCUGGCGCGAUACGGCGAUCGCACCUACCUUCGCGAUCCUGAAAAUUUCUACCCGCUGCCAUGCGAUCUGCCCGAGAUCCACCGUCAAAGCUUGCGCACGACAAUGCUGCUGCGCGUGUUUGGCGGCCCAUUUUGCAAUCCUCACCUGGCCGACCGCCCGCCGAAGCGCAUACUCGAGAUCGCCUGUGGGUCGGGACUGUGGUCUGGCUUGUGUCACGAGUACCUUGCCAGUCAUGGCCAACCGAAUGUAUCCUUCGUGGGCAUCGACGUGGUCUCCAUGGCGCCUGAUUUGCGCAAGCAGGGCGUGAACUGGCAGUUCAAGCGACACGAUCUGCGGAGGUCUCGUCUGCCUUUCCCGGAUAAUUACUUUGACUUGGUCUUCAUCAAAGACGCGGGCAUGUGCCCCUGCAGUCCAGCACAGCAAGCCUCGGGCCUGGAAGAGCCGCUCCGCGUCCUCAAGUCAGGCGGCGUGUUGGAGGUGUGGGAUUCCGACUGGGUCUUCCGUUCUUUACUACCGAAUCCCGCCCCUGCGCGAAAGGCGCCCGUCCAUGCUCAGGAGACCGCAGACGCAACCGGCACAUAUACUUUCUCGCCGGCAACGCCGUUCACCCAGGCCCAGAACAAGUUUCUUGUGGACUAUAACUCCUGGGUGGAGAAGUCGUUCGAUCGGCGCAAGCUCACCGCAUUGCCAUGCGCCACGAUUGGACUGUCCUUCAAUUCCGAGGUGGACUUGCUGGAAAAUGUCGACAGUCGUCGGAUCGCCAUUCCUCUGGGAGAGUCGCGCUGGGAGCGCGAGGGCCAGGGCAAAGAUUCCAAGGGCCGCGUCCGAAAAGCAUUGACGCCCGAACAGAUAGCCAUCCGGCGAACCGCUCUUCUCACAGUGGUACAGAUGAUAGAAGGCAUGGAGCCUAUGCUCAUGGAGGCCAGUGGCAAAAGCCGCGACGAAUGGGACCGCUGGUGGGCCGCAAUGACGAGCGACUUUUUCCAGAAAGGGGGUUUGACCAGCGGCGAGUGUCUGGAAGUGAGUGCCUGGUGGGGACAAAAGAAAUAA